Prinia subflava (tawny-flanked prinia) is the source of this 2971-nucleotide messenger RNA. RefSeq names its product ubiquitin associated protein 1 (gene UBAP1). Gene Ontology annotation, biological process: regulation of DNA-templated transcription; ubiquitin-dependent protein catabolic process via the multivesicular body sorting pathway. Bases 348 to 1907 code for a protein of 519 amino acids. Gene Ontology annotation, cellular component: ESCRT I complex. The record is from RefSeq and is a predicted model, not a curated record. Lineage: Eukaryota; Metazoa; Chordata; Aves; Passeriformes; Cisticolidae. Gene Ontology annotation, molecular function: DNA binding; ubiquitin binding. The transcript has 10 exons.
GUCACGGUGUGACGCCAUCCCGCCGGCGGGGCUCAGACAAGAUGGUGUCGCCCGGGUCCGCCGGCGCCGAGCGGGGCCCGUAGGGACGGCGGGCGGUGACCGCGGGACAGCGGGGCCGGGGGCCGCAGGCCGCAGGUACUUGCAGCCGUGAUCUUCUCCAUGGAGAGUUGGCCAGAACCAAGAACAAGGGAGUGAGGCUAGAGAGGUCUACAUUUAUAGAAGAGAGCUUGUAGGUGGCUAGGAACUACGAACACAGCAGCUUGUCUGGCAGUGAAACCUGGGUCUGAAAGUGCAGUUAUUUCAUGUGCUGCUGUUGUCUGCAGUCUGGGCGCUGGGACUGGUUCUAAAUGGCUUCUAAGAAGUUGGGAUCCGACUCUCAUGGGCCUUUCAGUUACCUUGAUGAUGUCCCAUUCAAGAUAGGAGACAAGUUCAAAACCCCAGCGAAGGUUGGAUUACCCAUUGGUUUCUGUCUGUCUGAUUCUUCUCAGAUUGUCAAAGAAGCCCAGUAUGACUUCUCACUGGAAAAGAAAACAAUCGAGUGGGCUGAAGAUACCAAAAAAAUUCAGGCUGCCCAGAGAGAAGCUGAACGCAAGGCAGAAGAAGCUCUAGCAAACUCAAAAGCAGCUCCAGAGGACAACACCAAGAGGGGGUUCUCAGAGGGACCUUGCCCUGAAGCCAUGCCUCCUCCUAUUAACCCCAUCCUUGCUAGCCUGCAGCACAAUAAUAUUCUGACUCCUACCCCAGCCAACACCAGCUCUGUGAAGCAAAAGGUCCUCAGUCCACCUUGUCCAAAGGCAGAUUUCAACCCAGCUGAUUUUGAAUGUGAAGAAGACCCAUUUGACAAACUGGAAUUAAAAACUAUCGAUGAUAAGGAGGAAUUAAAAAAUAUCCUUGAAAUUCAUGUUGGUACUACUGGGCCAAUUGUUGCCCAGCUAUUAGAUAAUACUUUGCCCAAAGGAGGGUCUGAAUCUGUGUUGCAAGAUGAAGAAGUUCUGGCAUCCAUAGAAAGGGCCACAUUGGACUUCAAACCCCUUCACAAACCCAAUGGCUUUAUCACUUUACCACAGUUGGGAAACUGUGAAAAGGUGUCCUUGUCUUCCAAAGUGUCCCUUUCUCCCAUCACUUCAGUGAGCAAUAUCAAAUCCCUGUCAUUCCCUAAGUUUGACUCCGAUGAGGGCGAUCAGAAAUCAUCAAAGCUCACGAGCACUUUCCACAGCACUACCUGUCUUCGCAAUGGCACUUUGCUUAGCUCUUUGCAGACCUGUGCUCAGAGCCAAGCCAGUGAACUGAACGGACACCAUAUGCUUGGUCUUUCCGCCAUAAACGAGGACAGUGGCAGGGAGACAUUAUCCUCUUCAUCCAGACUGUCUUCCCUGGCUGUUUCGACUGUUUGUACAGAAGAAGAAUCAUCUCAAAGCACAUCAACUACGCAGGUACACCCAGACUACGAGGAAACAGAAAUCCCUGUGGUAACACACCAAAACUUUGCAGUGUCUAAAGUGCCCAAUAACAGUAGCUGCACGAAGUGGCUGGGCAGUCUCACCCCUGAGCUGCAGCAGGACCUCUCCCCCAGCGAGAGGCACUGUGUGGAGACCGUGGUCAACAUGGGCUACUCACCUGAGAACGUCCUGAAAGCCAUGAAGAAGAAGGGACAGAACAUAGACCAGGUUUUGGAUUACCUGUUUGCACAUGGACAGCUUUGUGAGAAGGGCUUUGAUCCACUUCUUGUUGAAGCAGCUUUGGAAAUGCACCAGUGUUCAGAGGAGAAGAUCACAGAACUUCUCCAAUUAAUGAGUCAAUUCAAAGAAAUGGGCUUUGAACUAAAAGACAUUAAGGAGGUCUUAUUAUUACACAAUGACCAACACAAUGCUUUGGAAGAUCUAAUGGCCCGUGCAGGAGCCAGCUGAAGACACAUUCCUGGAUUCUUGGCGUGCAACAGAGCAGGACCAGCCCCGCCACCUUUGCAUCCAGUGUGACUUGCUCUCUACAGGAAGGAGUCCAGCUUUUUGCAUACAAGGGCAAGCAACUGAGCAAGCCUGUCUGCGUGCAUCACUCCAGCAUUUCUCUUUCCACUGAGGGCCAGCUUUCAUUCUUAAAUUAAAUUUUAAAGUGUCCUUUCCUAAGUUUCCUUUUUCCAGCUUGGCCACGGAAAGUUGGGACUGCCCAGUCUCAACUGGAAUUGUACAUAGGUAGAGAUGGAGUGGUUCCCCCCUCAUUGUUGCACUGGAGUUGGACAGAAGAAUAUUAAGUUGAUUCUGAAACUAGGAUGCUUUGGUUCUUUGAAGCUGCUUUCAUGGUGUCUUGUCUGCUUGUACUGAAUUACUUGACUGUGUCACAGUCCAGAUUACCUGGUUAAAUUUGACCUUAGUGCAAUGGAGUUUUGUUUUUUGGUUGAAAGUUAGUCUGUAACUUAGUAAAACACUGGUUCAGAAACUGUCACUAUGCAUAAAGAGAGAACCUUGUUUUGUCCUCUUGGUUUUUGUUUUUUACCCGUGCAUCCAACACUUCUGCCAGACACAAGUAUCCAAUGCUAAAUGGUAAGUUCCCUUGAUGCAGGUAAGCUGUGAACUCAACCUGGACCUGCAACUUGUGUUGGUUCUUGAAGGCAGAGAGCUGGGGAUCAGUAUUUUUAAUCCUCUGGGCUUGUACGAUAUUUAAGACAAUGCCCUGCUAGAAAGUUGGUUAUCUUUUUGUUUUAAAUAAUACACAGUGUGAUGCAGGAGGUUUCUUUCAAGCACUUUCUUUAAAACAAAUAUACUCACUGCAUUAGUUCUGUUUUUCACACUGCUAUAGAAUUACAUAAUAAUAUCUAGUACUGCAAAUCAGGUUUGGGGUUGUUUUUGAUAGUUCAAAGUAUUACGUUGUGCAUUGAUCAAGUUCUAAAUACAUAAAAUAUCAGCAGUCUUGAAGAAUCUCUAAUUUGCUAAAUAUUUUGAUUCUGCAGAAUGACUAAUAAAACCCUGAAAUAUAA